GCGUGAUGCGAUAUUUGUGUUUAAAGUUUUUCAUUUUAUUUUCAAUUCAAAAGUUUUCUUAAGUUGCAGUUUUUCUAGGGAGAGAAAAAAUAAAUGUUCAAAUUAUGCUUGAAUGACUUAAUUUAGCUUUCAUCAUAUUAUUGGUUAUAAAUGUUGUGUAAUGUUAUAGCAUAUUUAUUAUAUUUAUGAAAUUAUUUUCAAUGGUAACAAUUUAUUUCUUAUAUAUUUUCUUAAAAGCGUUUCUUUGGAACAUUCGUGAACGACGCCAAUAUUUAGUAAUUUUUUUAUUGGAAACGUAGACACCAUUCACAAAUAUUCUUAAAAAUUCAAUUUAAUCAAUAAUGUGUUUCCAAUUAUCAUGGAUAUUCUUCCAAUCUGAACGACAUUCUCAUGUCUUUGAAACAUUAUUUAAACUUAAAAGCAGAAAUAAUAUUGAUUAAAUUAUUUAUUUCUUGAAAUAUAUAUUUUCUCGCAUCAGAAUGAUGGAAUGAAAAUGAAUAAAAAUAAAAAAAUAACUCUUAAGCUGUAAACAAGUAUGUGAAAUGUAAAUCUUUCAUAAAUUUUUCAAUCUACAGAACACAAAACUUCUACGAGAAAGAUAGUGAAAUCAAUGGUAGUUAUCUGAUUAAACUGGCUGAUUGAUGUAUGAAACUAAUGAAUGACAACGUGUUCUAAAGUCUAUACUCAGCUUUUUUCUCUUCUUUUUUUUCAUUCUACAUAAACUACUGUAAGACUAGUUUUUCCCACCUAAAUCAUUUUCUUUUUAUAUAUGCACUUAAUUUUCAGUAACUUUUUUUUUCUUUUUAUACUUUCUACAUUAAUUUUUAAUUGUUAUCUACUAUUAUUUUUCAUUUAGGCGGAAGAGAUACUUAAUCUUUUUAAAAUAAUAGUUAAUCAUGAUUUCGUACCCUCCCAGAUAAUUAAAAUCCAACAACAAUUUUAAAUGAAUUAUAUGAAAAAAUAGUUUUUCUUAAUUUUUCUAUCCAAAUGUUUUCCCCAAAAGACUCCUUUCACCAAUUACUAACUUUACUAUUUCUUUUUUUGUGAUUUUCUUGAUUUUUUUUUUCUUAGAUGAUUGAUUUUAUGAUUGAAUUAUUUUGAUCACUUCCAUAUCUUGACAGCAAAAUAUUUAAAUCUUGUAUAGAACAUUAAACAGGCAAUCAUAGAUAAAUUUUUUUUUUUCAAUAAUUAACAAAACAACAAACAUUGAAUGGCACUCUUCUAGUUAUGUAUUUAAAUGGAUUUUUGGUAACAUAAUUUUGUUUGCCAUUGUCAUUCUAUAGAUUACAAAGUGAUCAAAACAAGAUGUUUAAUUUUUUUAAAGCUUAACUGAAAUAAUAUUUAUAAGUAUGACUAACAAAUAAAAAGUAUGACUUGCAUAAAAAUUCAUUUCUCAUAAAUUUUCUCUGAUGAAAGUUUUUUUUUCGCAUUUUUAUGAUUGAAGGUUGGCUAUGGAUGAUAAAUAUAACAUUCAUUGUAGCUAAAUAUGAAAAAUAAUUACAUCAUACAUACAUUUAUGUAGGUAAUAUGAAUGUUUUGAUAAGGUGUGUGAUGUUAAAGAAAGUAGAAGAAGAUUAAAAUAAUUAAUUAAUAAUCAGGCAAAGGCAAGAGACACAAAUUUUUUUUCUUUUUCUUUUCAUGAAAUUUAUUUAGUUUUUUAUUUGAAAUUUUCUUUUAAAUUUGUAAUGGUUUUCCUUUUUUUCUUUGAGUGGGUUUUCUCUCUUUAAGAAUUUGCACUAGAUAAUGGUUUUAAUUUUCUAAUAUUUAGGUAAUUGAUAUUUCAUUCACUUGUUUUUCAUCAUUGAAUAAUGCGACUAAUUAGUUACCUCUUCAUUUAACAUAUGUUUCUUUUAAUAUAUUUUACUAGAGUUGAAUUAAUGAUUCAUUAAAUGUGUAAACAUAACGUUUAAUGUUUUUUUUCUUUUUAUUCUUCGUCUUCUACUACAUGGGGAUUUUCUUCAAUCAAUGUGUUUUUUUUUUCUUUUAAUUUUUUUAUUUCAUCUUGUGUGAAUAUCACAGAACAUUUAAAACCUAUACACUUUUCAUGUCCUCAGUUAUUGGAACCUUUACAUGCAUCCUUUACCUGUCAAUUAUUUUUUCCAUUAUUUUUUACUUCAAUCAGUUAUGUAUGUGAGAAAAGAUAAACGAAAUUUCAUUCAAUGACAAGUCUCUAGAAUUCCAUGAAAAGUUAUUAUUUUCCGUAAUUUAUCGCCAUUUUUCAAAUGCUCUGCUUAAAUUAUAAUCAGAGCUUUUAUGCGUUUUAAAGCUCUCACUACAUGUUGCGAUAAAAUUUAUCAUAAAAUGUUUAAAUGUUGAAGAGGGAAAUAAUCUUACAUAGUUUUCAUUUAUUUAAAGCAAUGCCCUUUGGAGAUUAUUUGUGUCUUGACUGAAAGCUACGACAAGCUUUAAUUAUGUGUCAAGUUCAACAGGCAUAAGUUUCUUUCAAGAAUCCCUCUCAAAAUUCAACUACUUAUCAACUUUACGCGUGGGGUUUGCUCAAUCUGAAUGAAAGUUUAACAUGAAUUGGUUUUCACUUCCUUUUCUCUAAUUUUUUUUAAAAGAACAAGCAUUUCUCAAGAACGAUUAAAAUGUAAUGUGUAUGUGUGAAGAAGAGAUAGAAAGAUAGAGAGAAAGGGUUAAUAUUUAAUUAUCAAUAAUUCGUCUUUCAAAGUUUCUGCAAGAGGGAAAGCAAGAAACUAACUUUUCGUUUAUCUAAUAAUUCAUAUCAAUAAUUAAAAAAAUCUUUUAAAAAGUUGAAUUUGUGGCUUUUUUUCUAAGAAAUUUUGAUGAUAAAAUUUGUUCAUGUACAGGAAAUUAUUUUAGAAAUUUAAAGAAUUGUUAAAAAUUUCACACUUUAAAAAGUUUCAUGAAAAAAGAAAAAUGUGAAGAAAAGCACUCGAGUUUUGAAAAUCUGUUAAUUUCAUCAAUGAUUCAUUAUGACAUAUUUAAAUCUGCGCUAAAUUGAUUGAAAGUGGAAAUUUGAUUCUAUAAAAAACUACUAAAUAUUUUUUUUUUACUUUUUUCUUUCAAAAUGGAUUUAAAGUUAUAGAAAGUGAGGACUUUCAUUUCACCAAGAGUGAGCUAAGGUACAUAUACAUAAUUAAUAAAGUUCUUUUUAAAAUGUUUCAUUCGAAAUUUUCUUCUGAAGAAAAGCUUUUCGUUUUUUUUUCAUCAUUUUAUUUUUAAUUUAUUUUCAAUCUUUAAAAAGUGCAGAAGACAAAUUUUUAUUCGCGAGUUCGAUCAAAUCUGGACUGAAAGAUUUGACGCAAACGUCAUUAUUCUUGAAGGCAUUUUCUUAUUUUUGUAAGUAUUAUUAUUACAAACUUCAUAGUUUUCUUUAAUUUUUUGAUUGAUGGCGUAUUUAAUGACUUUAACUUUUGAAACAAAUCAAAUUGAUUGGUCACAGAUUUUCUUUUGAUGGCUUCAAGCAGUGUUUAUUUUUCAUGGUAAGAGUUAAAAUUUUUAGAGUCUCAACUGAUUGGAAAAUGUAAUAAACUGAUCUACUUUAAUAAAUUCAACAAAAUUCUUUUAAUAAGAUACUUUUUUAUUUGAAACUAUUAGAAUUUAAAUAUUCUUUCUCUAAGAAUUUUCUAAAGCUUUCUUCUAUUUUAUCCUGCUUAAAUUUACAUGUAAACACACCAAACUGUGAGAUUUAAUUAAUAAGUUGAGUUUCGGUGUGAGAAAAACAGUGUUAAUUAUUUCAUUCGGAGUGACACUUUUCAACUUUCAAGCGCCUUUAAUUUUAUUUCUCUUCUUAAAACCUGAAUGUUGGUGGCAAAAUCUGUGAUGGAUUAUCCGUGUUGGAGGAUAUAAAAUGGAAUAAUGCAAAUAUUAUAUAUUUCUUAACAGGAUAAAUGUGAAUUCUCCUAGUAUUUGAUGAAGUUUCUUAUCUGUCGAAUCGUCUUAAAGUUCAUUAGUCAACAAUCAUGAUUCUUUCAUCUUUUCACAAUUUGAUUAAUUUUCAUUUUGUAAUCGUAAUUUAUCUACAUUUUCAUUUUUGAUGUCUUAGAAGUUUAACUAAAGUUCAUCAUCAUAAUUUACUUCGUUUAUUUAUUGUUUACAUUGUUAAAUGAUUAACGCUCAAAUGGUUUCAAUUCUUUUUUAUUAUUAUUAAAAUUGCGUGUAAAGUAUUGACGGACUUUUGUUGUUUAUUUUAAUUUUUCUUCUUUAAUUUGAAAUUUAUUUGAGUUUUCUAGUCUAGCACUGAAUUUCAAUUUUCUUUAAUCGUGUAUGGAUAAUUACGCGUGGAAAUUCUGAAGCCUUAAAUUUUCUUUCGUUUAUGAUGAUUUUUUUAAAAAUUUUUUGAUGGUGAAGAAGAAAUUGAAUUUUCCUAAUUAUAGCAAUAUUUAAAUGUAUGUAUAAAGAGAGUUUAAUGAAAAAUUGACUAUUCCCAUAUCUCUGCAUUAUUGUGCAUAAAACGGAAGUUAUGAUCUAGAGACAACAUAAAUUCAAAGAUGUUGAAAAUUGGUGAAUGUUAAGAUAAUUUUAAAUCGAUGAAAAUAUUGCUUUUGAAUUUGAGUAAAAAUAGGAUUUGUUUCCAUUAAUACUUUCUUCAUUUCCAUAUUGUAGGCUGAUAGUUUCCGAUUAUUUCUAAAAAAUUUUUUGUUACUCUUUUAAAGCCUUAAACGCGACAUUAUUUACUCUCAAGAAAACGGAAAGUUGACAAUUUCAACUUUUGGAAGCUUUAAUUGUGCUUCUUAUCUGAGAUUUUUCUUUCAUAACAUUGUCAUUAGUGAAGUAAAAUUCAUAAAUGAGAAAUAUCUCUUUACAUGUUUUUAUUUAGUACCCAAAUAAGUAGCCAAAUGUGAACUUAUGCUAAUCUUUAUGACAUUCCCAUUCUAUUUUAUCAUUCAUAGGCUGCAUCAGAACACCAUCCUUUUAUUGUUUACUUAUUAAAAUAUUUUCUUUUGAUUUAAUGAUCUUAAUUUACAAGAUUAAUCUUAUCGUCUUUUUCAUAACCAUAAACAGAAUAAAGUUUGUUGUCCAUCAAGAAAACCAGGAAGAAUACUAUGAAAACAUAGAUCAUACUUACAAAAACAUAUAUUGAUCUAUUUUUUUUUUCUUCGUCCAAAACUUCAAAUUAAUCUACUCGUAUGCUAAUGAAAGAGUGCUUUGAAACUAGAUUGAUUAGAUACUUUCAAUUAAAAAUGAAAUGGCUUCGAAGAGUUUCAAAUAGUUUUAACAUUUGCAUAACUGUUUUUCAUUUUUCUUCAAUAAGAUCACUUUUCCAUAUAUUUUUAUUUUCAAUAACUAGAAUUUAACUAGCUUUUCUCACUAUAAAUUUGAAUAUAACAUUUUAUAUUUCAAUAACCUUUUUUCUUUAAUCAUCGCGUAAAGUGUGAAUCUAUAAUGAGUUUUGAAAGAGUUAAAACAAUGUAUUGUGAAAUUUAUUUAGCUUAAUUAUCGACCCUUUCUAAGAGGGAUGAACGAUAGGACAAGUUUGACCCUUUUAUUCGUAAAAUGAGCUGAGAAAAUUGUUUUUCUUAUAAAAUUCAACCUUCAAUAACGUGGUGUAUUUGUGACGGCUUACUAAAUGUUCAAGGAACAAGUUCAUAAAAAUCAUGUUCUUCCUUGCCAUAUUACUCGAUUAAUUAAUAAAAACAGUUGGAUGAUUCCAUUAAAUUCUAUUGCAACACCCCAGCCGCGGCUGCCGUAGUGGCAUUUGUGACUUUCGUUUGGCAUGCCCGUUUCGUCUCUUCCUCGUUUAUUCUCUGCUCUAUCAAAAAAUGAGCCGUAUUUAUGGCUUGCGGUGCUCCGCUUAUUGUAACAAUUCGAUUUCUUGUUCCAGGCGCAAAUGUCCCUUUCUUUGAGAUCUGAAUAUUGGCACCCGAAAUGUGUUGGAUUUCAAUGAGACUCCGACCACCAGGACCUAUGCGUUUCAUUUAAGGUUUUUUUU
Molecule: messenger RNA, 5896 nt
Organism: Clunio marinus
Lineage: Eukaryota; Metazoa; Arthropoda; Insecta; Diptera; Chironomidae
Source: the annotation of a GenBank genome assembly